Molecule: messenger RNA, 1248 nt
Organism: Pseudocercospora fijiensis CIRAD86
Lineage: Eukaryota; Fungi; Ascomycota; Dothideomycetes; Mycosphaerellales; Mycosphaerellaceae
Exons: 1
Coding region: 398-1162 (254 amino acids)
Molecular function (GO): oxidoreductase activity
Source: RefSeq, a predicted model, not a curated record
UUUAAGCAGAGGAAUGCCCAUCCAUUAUGAAUAACUACGUAAAACCCGAGGAUGACUGGAGGCGACAACGAGCAGACGGUCACUUCACAAUGGACUCUCCCCACGAGAAAAGGAGUGAGUUCGCUGGUGCUGGUCCCAGAUGCUACGCUGGGCUCGCCGGAGGCAAAUGAGGUGCGAGUAAAGCUUCAUGCAGCUUCAUUGAAUUAUCGGGAUUUGAUGAUAGCGAAGGUAUGGCUCGAAGUCUCGGCUAUGUUGUCGGCAUGCUGAAAUUUGAAAGGGCGCAUCUCCUGGCGAGCAUCGAGUUAACGUUGUCCCGGGAAGCGACGGUGCUGGAACGGUAGAAGCGGUAGGGAGUGCCGUCAGUGAGUUCAAGCCUGGUGAUCGUGUCGUCACUCACAUGUGUCCUCACACAUCCGACGGACAUAUGCCAGUGCUCAAGGAUAUUGGCGAGGGCCUUGGCCAGAGCGUUGACGGCACUCUUCGCGAAUAUGGCAACUUUCAUGAAUCCGCGUUGGUUCACGCGCCGAGGAAUCUCACGUUUGAACAAUCGGCAACGCUCACGUGUAGCGGUUUGACUGCUUGGAAUGCAUUGUUUGGCCAGAAGGGACAGGAUGCCACGGCAGGAAGCUGGAUUCUGGUGCAAGGUACCGGAGGUGUGAGCGUUGCUGCGCUACAGUUCGCCGCCAGCUCAGGAGCAAAUGUGGUUGCGACAACGUCUAACAGCGAGAAGGCCAAGCUGUUGAAAGACCUGGGAGCGAAGCACGUCGUGAAUUACCGCCAGCACCCGAAAUGGGCAACGGUAGCUCGCGAACUCACGCCAGACUCGCGUGGAUUUGAUCUGAUCGUUGAUGUUGGUGGCGACAGCACAUUGCCACAGUCGCUAGAGGCGAUCCGAACCGAUGGAGUCAUUGCCUUGACAGGUCUGCUCGGAGGCGCAGUGCCAGAGCCAGUCCCAAUGUUGAAGGCGCUUUGGCAUACAUGCACAGUGCGAGGGAUACUCCUCGGCAGUCGCAACCAGUUCAAAGAGAUGGUGAAAUUUGUGGAAGAGAAAAACGUGGGGCCAGUCACAGACUUCAGAGCCUGGGAGCUAGGAGAGGCCAAGAGAGCGUACGACUGGUUAGAGAACCAGAAACACUUCUCUAAGGUCGUUAUCACGAUCUAGUGUUAUUAAGGUAGUCUGCAGCACCGAUCCUAGAAUCCAGAUCUCACAGGCCAAGCUUGCGCUGUCGUAUGCGAACACUUCCAUCG